Mytilus californianus (California mussel) is the source of this 2681-nucleotide messenger RNA. Its product is annotated as MYCBP-associated protein-like. Lineage: Eukaryota; Metazoa; Mollusca; Bivalvia; Mytilida; Mytilidae. Bases 68 to 2557 code for a protein of 829 amino acids. The transcript has 21 exons. The record is from RefSeq and is a predicted model, not a curated record.
UGAGCAUUGGAGAUUUGCAUCUCCAUCAAUUAGUCCAUGGUUGACAACAGUUUGAUUCGACAAUAUUAUGAAGAAAAUGAGGAGAGGAAGUAAAGUGAAAAAGACAGUAAAGGAGGUUACUGAAACACAAUCACCAAUUUUAUCAGCAGCUGGGAAAUGGAGAGGAAUGACGCUAGAAUCACCACUAGAGGAAAAACCAAAAGAAGAUGAUGUGCGUCGCAGGUUUUCAAUUGACGCAGAUGUCCUUAAAAAUAUUCAACACAAAAAUGGCUUAAGAAAAAAGAUGUCAAAGAUGGAACCCACAGUGGAAAAUUAUUAUGUGCGGAAACUUAAACCCAAAGAAAAAUAUAUGGCAAAGAAGACCGUGAUUGUAAUGAAACCAGUAGAGUCUGACUGCCAAGUUGCUGUUAGACCAAUGGAAUUUGUCAUUAAUUACACAGGACCAAGAUUUACAGAUGAUGGGAAGUUCAUACCGCACAGCAUUCUGGGAAGUCUUGAAGAUUUUCGAACAGAAGCUAAGAGAAGGGGAGAAAACCUUCAUCUGCUAAAGACCCAUUCAUCAGCAGGAGAUUUACCAAAAACAAGUAAAAAAUUGAAAGUUUGCAAUUCUCUGAAAAAGUGGAAUACAAGGAUAGAUGAAUGGAACAAAGCCCAGAACUAUCUUUCAAGUAAAUUACACAGACCAGUAGAAGAUUUAUUGAUGAGGACAGCUAACGUCUAUCCUGCCUGGGUUGACAGUAGGGUAGAAACUGUUCAGGCUUUAAAAGCUACAGUGUCUGGAUACGGUGAAAAACGAGUGAAUUCUCAGUUUUGGAAACAGCACAUAAAUUUUGGACAUGAAGAUGACACAGCUAUCUGGUCAACAUUGAAACAUAGUGAAACAGGAGACUGUUGUCCACAAGAGUUCAGACAAGUUCCAGACCUGAUUAAUUUGGAAAAAGACAAAGGAAAGAUAAUACCAGAGAGAUCAUACAAACCAUAUUACACAGACCAUCUUAACCAACAGAGGGAAAAUGUCAAAGAUGUGAUUCACAUACUGAAUCCACACCAUCCUGACCUUGCUGAUCUUAUGGUUCAAGGUAAAAGUCAAAGUCAGGAGACUUCAGUACCAUCUGUUCAAGAAGAGACAAGCCAAGGACACAUAACUCUUCAUCGUCCAGUUUCUAUGGCAAUAGUCAGGGAUCUUGAUCCUAGGAGUUGCAAAGGGCCAGCAUUAGCUAUCGGUCAGCAUAUAUUGACCUGGAAAAACCUUAUAGGAGAAAACCCUAUGCGACCAUUGACCUUGACCUUUAGAUCAAGACUAGGUCAGAUUCAAAUAAAGAAAAUACCACUGAUGAAUUAUGGGAGUACACAGCUGCGGUAUUAUUGGGAGAAAGUUCCAGUAGAGAACCCAUUUAGAUUUGUGAAGAGAAGACUUCAACAGUAUUACUUCUUCACAGAGGAUGGUAUUUUACCACCAGGGGGUGAUAUACAACUUCCUGUCAUGUUCAAGUCAGAUUUUCCUGGAAACUUUAAAGAAAGAUGGAAGUUAAAGACCCGUCCUGUUCUUUGUGGUGGAGCAGAUAUCCUCAUCAACUUUAAAGCCAUAGCUUCUGAGCCUAUAAUACAUCCUGAUCAUGUUGCAGAGAUUGAGAAAAAGUUUAUGCAGAAAGAAAUAGCAUAUAUUGUUAAUUCCUACAUACAAAAUAUCACUUCAAGGGUCGUGAUCCCUACAAGGUUAUUGUCACCCAUAGUAACAUACUUGUCACUAGAAGAAGAAUUUAGUCAGUCAUAUCCAGGCCUUUUCUACCACAGUGCUAAGCUUAAGCAGAUGGAGGAGUUGCAUGAUGCUGUUUGUAACAGUGAUCUCAUGACAAGGAAACCAGAGGCAUCUUUUACAGUUAAUAAUAUGAAGCAGGCAAUAUGUAUGCUGGAUUCAAUGGAGUUACCAUCUGCAGAUCAUGAUAAUUAUGAAGAGUUUUUACAACAGAAGUACACCAAACAACUUUUGCUAACAAAUGAAUACACUACUCUGACUACAGACAUGUCUUUUAAACAUCUUUCACCAUACACCAACAUAAACCUGCAGCAUAAUCAUAUAUGUCAACAAGUGCUUCAUGAGAUGAUAGAAAGUUUCACCCAUUCAGCCUUUAUAAUGGCUUACAAAACUGGUUUUCCUGUCAAUCCACUGGAACCAGAGGAAAAUAAUGAGGAAAAAAGAGAUAAAAAGAGCAAGAGGAGAAAUUCUAUACUACCAAAGCAAAAGAAAGGGAAUGAACAGAAGAAUACUUUAUCCCCCUCACACGGCAGGCAAAUGGCCACCUCAGCAUCGAAAAACAGAAAGAAAGGAGCUGCUUCCCCUCAGAAAGAUUCUAUGCCCCCUAUACCAAUCCCUCUCCCUCCACACCAUGUGGAAUUGGAAAGUUUUAGUCCACUUUUAGAAACAGCAUCGCCUAAACAACUAUCAAGUUACAGGGAAAAGCUAUACAUGCAGGGCUAUUCCAUGUUACAAGAGGCUAUAGAUAGAAUCGAAUCAAUUUUCAUCGACUUGGAUGAAACCUCACACAGGCAGAUAUAACAAUGGAUAUAAACACAAAAAUUGACUAUCUUGCAUGAAUAUGUGACAUAACUUUAACAGCUGAAGAAUAUUUACCUUGCACAGAUGUUAUACUUUUUUGAAUAAAAUAAAGUUCAUUCUGUAA